Molecule: messenger RNA, 2393 nt
Organism: Stylophora pistillata
Lineage: Eukaryota; Metazoa; Cnidaria; Anthozoa; Scleractinia; Pocilloporidae
Biological process (GO): nucleobase-containing compound metabolic process
Molecular function (GO): 3'-5' exonuclease activity; nucleic acid binding
Source: RefSeq, a predicted model, not a curated record
UGGAGUUUUCCACGUCAAUUUAGGAGAGGUUUACAUAUUUCGCGGAUAUGAGCCGCCCUUAUCGCAAUCAUACGCGAUAUAGGCAACGUCCCUACAAGCAUUGGACAGAAUCAAGCGCUGUCAAGCAAGAAAAGGUGUAUGAAGAUGUAAACUUUUCGUCAUCACCGUAUACUUAUCCAACGUUUUCACCAGAUAAUGGCGGCAAUAGUCGACUGCCAGGCUGGGAUUACCUUCUGCGUCGCAAAGCCGAAAACAUUAACGAUCGUAUUCUUAAGAGUAAGGCAUCAGCAUCUUGUGGUGGAACAUCGCAUGAUGAAAGUUAUGAGGCAUCAUCACAGUUUGUAAUCAAACAGGGGCCAGAUAACCCAGCUGCAAGAGAACAAUAUAGCUAUUCAGCGUUAUCAUGGACACCUUGUAAUGACCCUUCACAAGAAUAUGCUCAAAAAGGAGGAUUUUGGAUUGAAAGAAAGGAAGAGAGAAGCAACCCGGAUCUUAAAGCUGGACAAUCAAAUUCCGAUCGACUCGCUAAUGCGUUUGAGAAUCAACAGAUGCGUAAAGUUAAAAUCGAGCACCCUUUGAGGAUCCCUCACCAUAAAGGCCGUCAUUCCAAUUACCCAGGUGCAAGUACUGGUCAAGGUAGUAAUCUGACAGUUGAAAAAUUGAUAUCUAACAUUCGAAGUGCUGUUGCUUCAAAUCCAAAUUUUAAGAGAAACAUAGUAGAUUCUGCAUGCAGUCAGACUUCAGAAAAUUGCAAGAAACAAAGUAGUAUUUCAGGUACAAGUUUUGGGACAACAAGUUCUGGAUUGAGAAACCCUGUAACUCAAGUGUCUGAGGAAAUAUCCAACUCUCAUUCACCUUACAAUACUGGUAAUGAAGUCAGGCAUGGCACCAUGAUGGACAAGACUAAUGACAUACCACAUGGAAGUGGAAAAAUACACCACAACUCAAAGCCAGAUACAAGGAGAAAUCAGUAUAUUCCUGGAGAUAGGAAGACUCUUACUCAUACUCUACCUUAUCCAGCAGAAGGCGUUGAAGUGCAAUACACCCAAGAUCCAAUUGAAGCAGAGGCUUGGUUAAAGAAUAAUAUUAUUGAUUGUUCUGCACAGGCAGUUGGUUUAGACAUUGAGUGGAAGCCCCAGUUUAAAAGUACGAAGGAUGGAGGAGUAGAAAGCAAGCCUGCAGUGUUGCAGCUGAGUGUUGAAGGGUCAUGUUUGGUUUUGCACCUUUGUCACAUGAAGUCAAAACCAAAGUUGCUGAAGAAUGUUUUGAGUAAUAAGAUGAUAUUAAAAGUUGGAAGUGGAAUUUUACAAGAUGUUACAAAGCUAAAUCGUGACACAGGACUUAGUUGCAAGGGGCUGAUGGAUACACAGAAAAUGGCUAAGUCAAUAGGCAUCCCUGUUUCACAGAAGCUAGGGCUCAAAGCUCUUGCCAAACAUUUCCUUGGGUUUGACCUGGAAAAACCAAAGUCUGUGUCCAUGAGCAACUGGGAGAGACGUCCCUUAACACUUGAACAAAUUCAUUAUGCUGCGUUGGAUGCAUGGAUUGGAUUGAAAAUUUACUUGCACAUGAAAAUGGUGAAGGGCCAAGAACAAGUGUUCAUGGAGGAGGAUGUUGAGGAGCCAGUAGAGACUCUCCAGUGUCGAGUGUGCGGCAAAAAGGUUAAAGGCCAGGAUGGCCUCAAUGAACACAGCAGUAUUCAUCCUCAGUGCAAAUGUGGACAGGUCUUUUUGGUGAAAAUUUCUAAAAAGCACCAAAAAAAGUGUCCUUUUAGCAGUAGUUUGGCACAAGAAGGUCAAACUGCAGACGAUGUCACAGUUUGGUGCCAGGGCUGUGGAAAGAAAUGCAAGAAUGAAGAAGUACUCAUGAAGCAUGUGAGAGAAGUAGGGCAUGUGCAGUGUCCAUUUUGUAGCAGGUUACUUCAAAAUGCACAAAGCAUUAAACAUAUUCAGAAGUGCAGAAACAAAUACUGAAAGCUGUUCUGAGUUGAUCUCUGGAACAUGUUAUGUAUGCUUACAUUUUUAUUCUUAUCGUUAGAAUAAGAGCCUGGAAUUUGUUUCACUAUAGAUCGCUUUUCUUUGAAUGCUCCCUUAUAGAACCAUUAGUUUUCGAAAACCUGUAUCUUGUUAGAUGUUCGAGUGUCAAUCAAAAUAUGAAAAAAGUUCACUACUGUGUUUCAUUUAUCUUCUUUAUUAUGAUUUACUGCAGUUCUGAGUUUUUCCAUGUUUUAGCUUAAAUAAAUUAACUGAAUAUAAAAAUGCAUACUGCUUUUAUCUGGGGGGGCAAUUUAGAUCAGUAGAGAACACUAAGGACCUCGGAGUAACCAUUUCUUGUGAACUGUCUUGGGGCAUGCCGGUAUCUGCAACAGUAAAUAUGGUACUAGGUGAAUAUGGCAC